AUGACCUACGCGAGCAUCCUCCAGGGGCAGCUGCAGCACUGGCUUCGCGGAGACUUUCUGGGCCCGCUGAUGCGGAAGAUACGCGAUCUCACAGGUCAGGUGCAUUCAUCCCUGGUGGAGGUCGUCGGAGAGCUCGAAGCCGUGCGCGCCGGUGCCAAGGAGGACCUCAAGGUCCCUGAGUUGGAGGCCCGACGCCGGGAAGGAGACCGGAGGCAGAGAACGGGCAAAGAUCGCUCGGAGCUGAAGAUGGAGGAGUCCAUCCAGGCUAUCUUGCUCCAUUUGGAGAAGGAGAUGAUGCUUCUUGCCAACAUCAGUGCGCCCAGAGGAGAGCUGUCGCUGCUGCUGCGCGCGCAGCAGGACUUGUCGGCUCUGGCCGCAGCGAGGCCCUUCUCCUUUGACGACCUUUGCGGCAAAACUGUCCCACAGCCGGCGCCUGGUGGGCGGAAGAACUCCAAAUCCUCAGCUGCAGGGGAGCCGGAGCCGGUCUCCUACUUCCGGAUCCAGGAGGGCCUGGAGGCCCCGGUGCGCGCGGCGCGCUCACUCGUUCGCCUCGUGACCAUCCAGUGGAACACCUACAUCGCAAAGUGGGAGAGCCUCAUCCGGAGGUAUCAGGAAGCCCGAAACGGCUACCUCGAGUUCCAGCAGAAGUGCGCCGAAACAGCAAGGCAGAAGCUCCUCAAAGACCUUCGGGAGCGGCCUUAUCUCUUUCAGGAUUUGCUGGAGAAGUCGCAGGCCAAGUGGAGACAAGUGGAGAAAGAGUUCCACCAGGCUCACGUGCAGCCUAUUUGCGACCGCUACAGGGACCUGGCGAAUGGAGUCGCAGAUCUCUCCACCGAGCUUUUGCAGCAGAAGAAGACGACACACGCGAUGAAGCAGGACCAGGCGCUCAAUUUCGUGCAAUCCCUGGCUGAGGGGAGCAACGAGGAGCUGCUGGACAAGUAUCGCCAGGAGCUGCAGGCUGAAACACAACGAAGCGAGGAGCUCGAUCGGCAGAUUGCAGCGGAGAAGGAGCGGAACAGAAUCAUCUGGGAGCAGCAGAUGCGGCCCAUGCUCAGCAACGUGGCCCAGGCGUCCCGGCUUGUUCAAGACCUGGACGGGGAGGAGGCGGUGGUAGCCCGCACGUCCCUGUCGGUGGAGCAGGUCGUUCGAUCCGAGCAGCUUGUCGAGGUGAUGAGUUUUGCAGAUCGCGCCCUUCGCAGCCGCGGGUACCAGGCUGCCUUGGCCCCCCGGAAGCUCCUUCGGCUCAUUGAAGCGCUGCUGUGGCCAGAUGGUGCUUGGAAGGACCCGGAGGAAGAAGCAAGGAAAGCCGCCGAGAAGACUGCCCGCAAGGCCCAAAGGGGCUUCUGUGGCCAGCGUCCCCGUCACGAGCAGUCCCAGUCUCAAGCGCGGCCAGCAGCCGAAGCCAGAGGCACCCAGCGCACGCCCGACGAGCGGGCAGCGAGCUGA
Symbiodinium natans is the source of this 1446-nucleotide messenger RNA. NCBI's taxonomy places the organism in Eukaryota, Dinophyceae, Suessiales, Symbiodiniaceae. The record is from the annotation of a GenBank genome assembly.